Molecule: messenger RNA, 1598 nt
Organism: Daldinia vernicosa
Lineage: Eukaryota; Fungi; Ascomycota; Sordariomycetes; Xylariales; Hypoxylaceae
Exons: 2
Coding region: 103-1227 (374 amino acids)
Source: RefSeq, a predicted model, not a curated record
UUCGAUGUUUACUUUAGGUAUUGUACCUAGGUACACGAGCAAUAACAAUUAUUUCCCACCUUUCCCUUACAAACCUGAGAGGAGAUAAUAAUAUUUCGCACCAUGGCGAAUCCGGUCGUAGCGCCUUGGGAGCUUGAUCCUGAAGGCGAUGUCCUGCUUACACUUCACAACCCGAACGCACCAUUUGCUGUAUGGGACGAAUACUGGUAUAGGAAGCAAAUAUUUUCUUUUUGGGGGCAACUUGUCACUGAGCCUCAGAAAUCCGAACCGGCGAAGGCUACUCCCCAAACCCAAACCGAAGCCACUUCCGAGAAAAAGCAAGGGUUACCCAUACCAGACCAACCUACAAGUUCAAAACCUAAAGUUCAGUUCUUGCUCUCGUCAAAACAUCUCUCUUUAUCUUCUGGAUACUUUAAGAAUCUUCUGCGAGGUCCUUGGAAAGAAGCAACGCCUACAUCUCCAGAUGGUCGCCUGUGCGUGGACGCUGAGGAUUGGGAUGAGAAUUCUCUGCUCCUUCUAAUGCGAAUUAUCCAUGGUCACAAUUUCAAAGUCCCUAAAUCAAUGACCCUUGAAGAAAUCGCCAAAGUUGCCGUACUAGUCGACUAUUACCAAUGCCAUGAGGCAGUUAUGGUGUGGUCGGAUGUAUGGAUAGACAAGAUACCUAAUCCGAUACCUAAUCCUGACGAAAACGCGUUCAAUAGGGAUACUAUUCUAUGGAUUCUGGUUGCUCAAGUAUUCCGCAAAGAGCAAUCAUUCAGGAACGCAACUCUAGCCGCUAUACAAUACUGUAAAGGUAGAUUUCCAACGCUAGGCCUGCCAAUCACAGCAGUAGCCGAUAGAAUCGAUAAGGAGAGGGAGAAGCUCCUAGGUCAGGUUUUUACUUGUGUAUAUGACCUUCUUAAACGCUUGCGCCGGCAACAGGUUGGAUGCUCAUUCGCGUGUUCGUCGAUGAUGCUGGGCGCACUCAGUAUACAGCUCCAUCAGCUAGGGAUCUUCGAACCGCAGCUAUAUCCCCCAUAUCCUCGCUAUUGUUACGUGAUAGCUAUAUCAAUCAUGUUGAAUAUUGCUACUCCCGAAUGGAUGGUCGUGCCACAAUUAACGUACGCUCCGUUCACAAUACAAAAUCACGCUUGUACACUUUGGCAUUUUCUCUCCCCAAUGUUGAUUAAUAAAGCCAAAGGUAUUGAGCUGGCAGAUAUCCAAGGGGAAGGAGUCAAGAUGGUCUGAGGUAUUAACUAAAAAAAAGCCGAGAGCAUGCAUCUAGCUUGGUGGGCCAUUAUCUCGGCUUGGCUAAUAGGGGACUCGGUGCUGCUACUACGUUAGAUACCUAUAUAGAGUUCUAUGCUGAACAGAAUCUGGUGCCCCUUGCAGAGUAUGGCAUAUCACUCCAACUAUCCAAGGGCCUGACGUAGGCCCUAGACACAGCUAAUGAUAUCACUACACUCUGAAAAGAUUCAGAGUUAACUGGUGAGACAGGAAUAUUGUACGAUGCUGUGGAAAAUCAACGAAAGAAUGUGUAUGUAUAUUGAAGAUGAGAUGCUGUCUAAGUUCUGAUCAGGAGACAUCACUUGCUAUGGGACCUAUUGAACAAACCGCUA